Uloborus diversus is the source of this 444-nucleotide messenger RNA. RefSeq names its product NPC intracellular cholesterol transporter 2-like. Gene Ontology annotation, molecular function: sterol binding. The transcript has 4 exons. The record is from RefSeq and is a predicted model, not a curated record. Gene Ontology annotation, biological process: intracellular cholesterol transport. The coding region runs from base 1 to 444 and encodes 147 amino acids. Lineage: Eukaryota; Metazoa; Arthropoda; Arachnida; Araneae; Uloboridae.
AUGAACUGCUUCGCUCUUUUGUCGAUGUUGUUUCUCUUCUCUCAGGCAUGGGCUUUGAAAUACACCGAUUGUGGUUCAAAAACAGGAAAAAUUAAAGAGGUUUACCUUAGCGGUUGUGAAGACAGCGACGUCUGUGAGCUAAAACGUGGAGAAACCUACACUUAUAAACUAUCUUUUGAAUCGAUGACCGAAAGUGAGUCUUUGAAAGCAGUGGUCCAUGGAGUCGUAGGUGGAGUUUCCAUGCCCUAUCCAAUUCCGAACUCAGAUGCAUGUGAAGAGGAAGGCGUUGAUUGCCCGAUUGAAUCCGGAAAGACUUACAGUUACGGAAAUGAAAUCGAAGUUCGCCAGUCGUAUCCUUCCGUUCGGGCUGAUGUGAAAUGGCAACUUAAGGAUGCAAGCAACAAAGACGUUGUAUGUGUACUUAUCCCUGUUAAAAUUGUUUAA